CUAUGGUAAAGCUUAAACAACGCAAAAUGCAGAGCCGGCUGAUUGCACCCCAGUCCCAAUUUCGCUACUUUCUCUCUCACAUAAUCACGCACUAAUUCGUUCGUUUUUAUUCACCAUUUAUUAUAUCUCAUAUCCUUUCUCUCUUCCUUGUUCAGUUUCAAGUUUCUCUCUCUAGAAUCCUGCCCUCUACUCUUCUGUUUGUUAGGAUUCCCACCUAGAACCCACCAAAAACUUGGCCGGGAAAUGAUACGGAACCUGGAUUUCUUGGCUGUUUAUCAACAUUUCAGACUGUAGUUAACAAUCCCAGAAAGAAAGAAAAAAUUUAUACCCAGAUAAAUAUAGAUAUCCUAUGUUUUUUGUAAAAGAAAAUAUUCCUGAACCUUUGUUGUUCAUUAGACCAGCAUCGCUUGAAGAAAAUGACAAGGGGAAAUUAGAGCAGGAAGAAAAUGAAGAGAAGUUAGAGAUGGCACCCAAUACUAUUACAACCACUACACCAAAAUCAGUUAUAAUUAUACCCAGAAGUAAAUCUCAAGCCAUAUGCCGUAGAGUCACCCCUGCGUCUGUUUUGCCCUCAGGAAAUGCAGCUGAUAUGAUAGAGAAGCACCUUUCCAAUGGGGAUCUGUAUAUUGGGACUUUUGCAAAUAAUACGCCUCAUGGAUCCGGGAAGUAUUUGUGGAAAGAUGGGUGUAUGUAUGAAGGUGACUGGAGAAGGGGGAAAGCCUCUGGUAAAGGGAAAUUUUCGUGGCCAUCGGGUGCGACUUUUGAAGGCGAUUUCAAGUCAGGUCGGAUGGAGGGUUCGGGCACUUUCAUUGGAUCUGAUGGAGAUAUGUACAGGGGGUCGUGGUCUUGGGACCGGAAGCACGGUUAUGGAGUGAAACAUUACAGUAAUGGGGAUUACUAUGAAGGACACUGGAAAAAGAAUUUUCAGGAUGGACAAGGAAGAUAUGUCUGGAAGAAUGGGAAUGAGUAUAAAGGGGAGUGGAAAAAUGGGAUGAUUAAUGGAAGGGGUGUUUUGGUUUGGAACAAUGGGAAUAGAUAUGAUGGGAAUUGGGAGAAUGGGGUUCCCAAGGGUCACGGUGUAUUCACUUGGCCUGAUGGUAGCUGCUACAUUGGCUGCUGGUCCAAGGAUUCUUGCAAAAACAGUAAUCAAAUCUUGAAUGGUACUUUUUACCCUGCCCACAAUAGCAACAAAUCCAAUGGCGAUGGGAAUGAAGGGGCUCUAAAGGGAAACUUUAGUAGGAAGUUAUCAGCGCCACUGAUGACGGUGGGGGAAGAGAGUGUAAAUAUAGCGAUAGGUAGUGGUGCGGGGAAGAAAAGAUCGUCCGUGGACGGUGGGAUGACCGAGAGGUCUUUUCCAAGAAUAUGCAUUUGGGAGUCGGAUGGUGAGGCUGGGGAUAUCACUUGUGAUAUUAUUGACAAUAUGGAGGCAUCAAUGCUGUAUAGGGAUGGAUUGGGGUUGGACCGGGAUGGGAUUAUGAAGUUUCGGAGGAACCCCUGUUGUUUUGGUGGAGAGGUGAAGAAGCCAGGAGAGACUAUAUCCAAAGGGCACAAGAAUUAUGAUCUGAUGCUCAAUCUCCAACUGGGGAUUAGGUAUUCUGCUGGAAAGCAUGCUUCCAUGGUACGAGAUCUUAAGCAGAGUGAUUUUGAUCCUAAGGAGAAGUUUUGGACUAGAUUUCCUCCAGAAGGAUCAAAGCUUACGCCUCCUCAUCAAUCUGCAGACUUCCGGUGGAAGGAUUAUUGUCCAGUAGUGUUUAGACAUUUAAGGGAACUUUUUCAAGUCGAUCCUGCGGAUUAUAUGUUAGCCAUUUGUGGGAAUGAUGCUCUGAGGGAGCUUUCUUCUCCUGGGAAAAGUGGAAGUUUCUUUUAUUUAACACAGGAUGAUAGGUUUAUGAUCAAAACGGUGAAGAAAUCGGAAGUCAAGGUGCUUAUUAAGAUGCUUCCUAGAUAUUACCAACACGUCUCUCGAUAUGAAAAUUCUCUUGUGACAAACUUCUAUGGCGUUCAUUGUGUGAAACCAGUUGGCGGCAUCAAGACACGGUUUAUUGUGAUGGGAAAUAUGUUUUGCUCGGAUUAUCGGAUCCAUAGAAGAUUUGAUUUGAAAGGAUCAUCCCAUGGCCGCACGACGGAUAAGCCCGAGGGAGAAAUUGAUGAAACCACUACUCUUAAGGACCUUGACCUUAAUUUUGUGUUUCGUUUACAAAGCAAUUGGUAUCAAGAACUAAUCAAACAAAUUCAUCGAGACUGUGAAUUCUUGGAGGCAGAGAGAAUCAUGGAUUACAGUCUUCUAGUUGGUCUUCAUUUCCGUGAUGAGAACAGCGGGGACAAAAUGGGUUUGUCACCAUUUAUGUUGAGGGCAGGAAAAACUGAUUCAUUUCAAAAUGAGAAGUUCAUGCGAGGUUGUCGUUUCCUUGAAGCAGAACUACAAGACAUGGAUCGGAUCCUAGCUGGCCGGAAACCAUUGAUCAGGCUAGGGGCCAAUUUGCCUGCCCGAGCAGAGCGAGUGGUUCGAAGGAGUGAUUUCGAUCGGUACACCCCUGGUGGAUUUAGCAAUUUGGCACCUCCGAGGUGUGGUGAAGUCUAUGAAGUGAUCCUCUACUUUGGGAUCAUUGAUAUUUUACAAGACUAUGAUAUCAGUAAGAAGCUAGAACAUGCAUACAAGUCCUUGCAGGUAGACUCUACCUCAAUUUCAGCUGUCGACCCAAAACUAUAUUCCAAGAGAUUCCAGGAUUUCGUAGGGGGAAUCUUUGUUGAGGAUAGGUGACACCAAUGAGAUAUCAAAACAGCAAUUUCUGGUAUAGCUAUAUUUAGUGGUAUUGGAUCGAGCAUCAUAAAGUGACUUCAGGAACCACACUUUUUGCUCGAAAUAAUCAUCGCAGGUGGACGGUGUUGUUGGGAUCGACAGGCAGUGAUGGGAACUGCAAUAUUCUCAUGGCUGAAUUUUGUGGAUCAGCCAUUUUUUGGGAGCAAGUUAUUUGUCAAUCCAAUAUGGGAAGAGGGAAAUAUUGGUUUAUGGUUUUUUUUUUUUUCAUUUUAUUAGUAAUUUUUGGUUUAUCCGAGGGAGGUGAAGAUUGGAAAGAUAGGCAUAGGUAAAGAACGUGUUUUCCCCAAGAGAAGAUUCAAAUAUGGGAGAGGGAGGGGAUUUGAUAAUUAUGAAAAUUGUACAGCUUAUAGGAAGAAGAGACGUUGUAUAGAUUAUGAAAUUAUGGAAUCUUUUUGUGGGAUUUCUUAACAUCUUUAUGUGAAACAGUGGACCCACCCCACAUUUACAUACAAUAUAUGGUGUACUUCGCUUUUCUUUUUGGUUGCUUUGAAAGAGAAUGGGGUGGCUUGGUGCAGAGGAAGAGUUGUAAGCACAUGAAAAGGAGAGAAAGCAAGAAAAAGAUGGGCUUGGGUUUCUCGUUCUCUCUUUUUACUGUGCCACACUUUUUAACUAUAAUUUGAAAAAAUAUCUUAAAUAAGCACUUUCUUUCUUGUUUUGAUGAGAAACUGCAGGGCAAAGCAAACGAGGCAAAGACCAUUGACUCUUCAAAGAUUUUAAGAAUUUGCGUGCCACGUGUUAUGAACACAGUGGUGGGCAAUUCGGUCAGUUUACAAUGCAACGUGUAUUGGGACAUGGGAUGGGAUUAUAUAGAGUUUUUACUGUUGGGGUCAAA
Messenger RNA from Olea europaea var. sylvestris, 3653 nucleotides. RefSeq names its product phosphatidylinositol 4-phosphate 5-kinase 1-like. The record is from RefSeq and is a predicted model, not a curated record. Gene Ontology annotation, biological process: phosphatidylinositol metabolic process. Lineage: Eukaryota; Viridiplantae; Streptophyta; Magnoliopsida; Lamiales; Oleaceae. Bases 350 to 2761 code for a protein of 803 amino acids. The transcript has 8 exons. Gene Ontology annotation, molecular function: 1-phosphatidylinositol-4-phosphate 5-kinase activity; ATP binding.